Molecule: messenger RNA, 3498 nt
Organism: Mobula hypostoma (lesser devil ray)
Lineage: Eukaryota; Metazoa; Chordata; Chondrichthyes; Myliobatiformes; Myliobatidae
Gene: dym
Product: dymeclin
Exons: 18
Coding region: 170-2347 (725 amino acids)
Biological process (GO): Golgi organization
Cellular component (GO): Golgi apparatus
Source: RefSeq, a predicted model, not a curated record
GCAGGCGGUGUGACGUGGAGGGUGCGUGAGGGAGACGGCGGCUGGAGCGGAUGCUUGGCGGUCCGAGCAUCCCGUGGGAACCUGAUCGCGUUCGACGGGCUGAAGGGCCGACAGGCAGGUUGUGAUUAAAACUAUGUCUGAAUAAUCUGGGCAUCGUGUACAACUGGAGAUGGGUGCGAACAGCAGCAAUAUCGCCGAGCUUGCAAGUAAUGAUUACCUCAAGCGUCUUGCUGGUACGGAAUCCAUCUCUGAGAAUGAUCCAUUCUGGAAUCAACUUCUAUCGUUUUCCUUCACUACACCAACUAAUGGUGCCGAUGUUCGUCUCUUGGAAGAGGCAACACUUCCAAUCUCCAGGUCACUCAUUGUGAACAAUCCUUGUACAGGAAACUUUCAAGCUCUUGUUAAGAUCUUCCUUAGUAGAACCAAUGAAUUAAAGAUCUCAGCUGAAUGUCAGGACCAGCUGUUUAUUUGGCAGGCUCAUAAUGCCUUGUUCAUCAUACGAUGUUUACUGAAAAUCUUUGUUAGCCACAUGCCCGAGGAGGAGCUUCUGCUUAACUUUACAUACCAAGAGAGGGCACCAUUGACUUACGGGGCUGAGCCAGAAGGUCUCCUGGAGGGAUUGAUAUGCACCUUAGUACAUCUCAUUAUUGAAUUGCCAUUGUUAGAUAUUACAUAUAGCAUUCUUCUCGAGUCUGUGACCACCCUUUUGGUUCUACUGUCUUGCCAGCUGUUCCAGAAAGAGAUAAUUCGAGAGAGUACAAUAUACAAGUACUUGAUGCAAGGACAAUGCCUUCAGGACACAAGCAGGGUUGUCAAAACAUUACUUUACAAUUUCAUCAGGCAAGAGAAAUGCCCACCUCAAGGAACACAGAUCUUUGAGCAGAACUCUGUGGGAAAUGGAUUGCUGUACGGAUUAGCAUCUGGUGUAGCAUCCGGCCUGUGGACAGUCCUGACGUUGGGGGGUGUUGGGAGUAAGCCAGCCCAGCAAGAGGAGCCUUCGUCCCCUCUGGCUAAUCGGAGUCUAUUACUGCUACUCGUUUUAUCAAAUAUCAGUAACGUGUCUGAGAGUCCAAAUCCAUACCGACAGUCAAUAAUGUCCUUCAAAAACACACAAGACAAUUCUGCCAUUCAGUCACCAAAUCCUCAUGCGUUCCAGAUAAACUUUAACAGUCUGUACACGGCAUUGUAUGAACAACAGAAAUCUGACCAGGCUACUCUCCUGCUCUAUACCUUGUUGCACCAGAACCCCAAUGUGAGAACGUAUGUUUUGGCCCGUACUGACGUGGAGAACCUGGUUCUUCCAAUUCUUGAAAUUUUAUAUCAUGUUGAAAAGCGAAAUUCCCACCACGUCUACAUGGCACUUAUUAUUUUGCUAAUCCUAACUGAGGAAGAUUCAUUCAAUCGUUCUGUUCAUGAAGUGAUACUGAAAAAUAUUACUUGGUAUGCCGAACGUCCCCUGACAGAAAUCUCCUUGGGAAGUCUCCUCAUCCUGGUGGUGAUAAGAACAGUGCAGUAUAACAUGACCAGAACCAGGGACAAAUACCUUCAUACUAAUUGUUUGGCGGCAUUGGCCAAUAUGUCCUCUCAGUUUCGUUCAUUGCAUCAGUAUGCAGCUCAGAGAAUUAUAAGUUACACUUGCCGCCUCUUGCGGAGAUACCUGUACGCAUUCGACAAAAUAUAUUUCCCCUGCUCCCACAGCACCACAUUGCAAAAGUGGUUUUCAGCUUGCAGUGACACAGGAGAGGACUUAAUAUACUUUACGUGCUCGCAUGUUCUCAAGUCCUAUGCUUCCAGCCUGUUUGCUUUACUUUCGAAGAAGCACAACAAAGUUUUAGAACAGGCUACACAGUCGUUAAGCAGUUCAAUCAGCACAGAGGAGAAUUCUCCAAUACCUGAUCAUGCUCAGGAUGUCAACGUGAUAGAGGAAGUAAUUCGAAUGAUGUUGGAGAUCAUAAAUUCUUGUUUUUCCUCUUGUCUCCAUCACAAUCCCAACCUGGUUUAUGCACUCUUGUACAAACGGGAUCUCUUUGAACAGUUCCGCACGCACCCUUCCUUCCAGGAUGUGAUGCAGAAUCUUGACUUGGUAAUCAGCUUUUUUAGCCUUCGCCUGGAGCAAGCCGGAACGGAUCUAUCCGUGGAACGCGUUCUGGAAGUCAUCAAGCAAGGUGCUGUGGCAUUGCCGAAAGAUAAACUGAAGAAGUUCCCAGAGCUGAAGUUCAAGUACGUUGAAGAGGAGCAGCCAGAGGAGUUCUUCGUUCCGUACAUCUGGUCACUGGCUUAUAACUCCACAGCCGAGUUGUACUGGGACCCACAGCAGGUCCAGCUAUUUACCAUGGAUUCCGGCUGAUGGCCUCCUUCUCACGUGAUUAGUAGUGGGGAAGUGGGGGGUGUAACGAUAUCAGAACAAUUGAAUAAGAGAAACAAGAAACUUCUAUCCAAAUUUCAUGUGCUCUGCACCUUCAAUCAGAUGUUCAUAACCCAAGCAAGAGAAAGGGAAUUGAGGACAUACCAUAAGUCCUCGCUCACAUAUCAGGGUGCUGCUUCAGAUGGAUGGAGCAAUUGUAAUUGCUCAUGGCUCAAUUUCUUGAACAGUAGUAUGAGAAUGAAUCGCUUUGCCAAUCCAGGGCAAAAGGUGAUGUCCCCCACCCAAAUAGUAAAUACGGGGAAGGAGGUUAACAAAAUGUCCCAGAAGUGCAGCUUUCGAUUUUCCUAAUUAUAUUCUGAACACCAAUAUUAUUUAUUGCUCAUAAUAAUGUUCAAUUAAACUGUUUUAGAAUUGCGGUCUUCCUGAUCCAAAGUUGUUUGUAGGUAAAAAAUAAACUGAGAUAGAAUAAGGCAUUGUUUUACUUAAGUUACAAUAAAAGCUUUAAGAAGUGAAUUUCUGUACUUAGUAGUGACGAUGCAGGCACUGGACAGAUGAUGUUUAACGCAGGUACUGCCCAGCACUUAACCUGAUGUUGAUCAUGUCAGUGAUAAUGUCAGUGAACACUUCUUAAACAGAACUUCUAAACUGCAUGUUGAAAUGCCUAUGUGCACAAUGAUGAGCAAAGCUUAAAAUCAAAAUGUUGUUUGAUAAACAAAUCCCAGUAGAAAUGUAUUUUCAAAAGAAGAAUUUAGAUUAUAAUAAAUCUGUGAUAUAAUUUGACUACUUACUGCUCCUGGUUGUUAUACAUAAUUGGGGUGCCACAGUUAGCGCAAUGCUAUUAUGGCUCAGAGCGUCAGAGUUUGGAGUUCAUUUCUGUCAUCCUCUGUAAGGAGUUUAGAUGUUCCUCCCCAUGAUUACAUGGGUCUCCUCUGGGUGCUCCAGUUUCUUCCCCUAGUCCGAACACGUACCAGUUAGUAGGUUAAUUGGUGAUUGUAACUUGUCCCAUGUUCAGGCUGGGGAGUCAAUGAAAGACCACAUGCAUAAUUUGACUACUUACUGGACAAAUGUUGUUAUAUAGUUAAAUAAAGCAGGAAGGGAAGGGCGCAAAACAAGAGAUUCUGAGAUACUGGAAA